AUGAUAGUCUUCUUCUACCUCGCCUCUCUGAACCUCUGCUGCAGUCUGGAGGUCUGGAGUACAGGUGAGUCCUUGCUGAUGGAGCCUCAGGCCGCGGUGUUACCAUGGAAACACUGCAUCCACCUGACUCUGAUGCUGGUCCAGCUGAGUUUACCUGAAGUCGGAGCUUCCUGUCGGAUCCUGAGAUGUAACUCUGACUUUGUGGCUGCGACGUUGGACCUGGGAGGAGGAGAAGCAGGAGGAGGAGCAACAGGAGCAGGAGGAGGAGCAACAGCAGCAGGAGGAGGAGCAACAGCAGCAGGUGCAGGAGGUUACUGCAGCGCCCUGCGCUCCUACGCCAUGUGCACCAGGCGGAUGGCGCGGGCGUGCCGCGGCGACCUGGCGUAUCACUCCGCGGUUCAGGGCAUCGAGGACCUGCUGAUCCAGCACCGCUGCCCGCGGGCCGGGCCCACCGCCCUGCCGCGGCCCCCGCCUCAGGGCACGCUGUCGGGGGACGCCUGCCACUACGAGAGGAGCCUCUUCUCCAGAGAGGGCCGGGCGCCGGAGUACCUGCACUGCGGCGUGUUCGGGGACCCGCACGUCCGGACCUUCGGCGACCGCUUCCAGACAUGUGCCGUGCAGGGGGCGUGGCCUCUCAUAGACAACGAGUACCUGUAUGUGCAGGCCACCAGCGCGCCGGCACGAGGUGGGUCGCAUACCACCGCGCUCACCAAGAUCACCAUCAUCUUUAAGAACUGGCGCCAGUGCAUCGACCAACAGCUUUACCAGGCGGAGCUCGACGAUGUCCCCGCCGCGUUUGCCGACGGCUCGGUGGCGAGCAGCGAGCGGCGAGGUCACCGCAGCCUGACGGUCCGGACUCAAAGCCCCGGCCGACACGCAGAGAUCCGGGCGUCGCACAUCGGCACGCUCCUGGUGGUCCGUCAGAGCGGGCGCUCGCUCGGCCUGUCGGUCCGCUCGCCGCGCGGCGUGGUGGAAACCUUCGGGCCCGAGCAGGACCUGCAGCUGUGUGUGUGGGGAUGCCCCGCCUCCCAGACACUCGACACGCUCCGCCCACCGCCGCCGGACUCCUCCUACUCCGCUGCCGGCGCGCAGGCCCACUGCGUUGCGCUGCUUCCCGUCAGAGACGUCUACUUCCAGGCCUGCAUGUUCGACCUGAUCGCCAGCGGAGACCUGAACUCCAGCGCCGCGGCCGUCAGCGCGCUGCAGGACGCCAGGAACAUGAUCCCUGACGCGCGCAGAGUCCACCUGCCGCCGGUCGCCGGCGCUGAGCCACGCCGAGCACCACGGUGCCCGAUGCUGCUGUUGCUGCUCGGCAUGCUGGGAACUCUGACCGCAGAGCUGUGUAACAUGUGA
Cyclopterus lumpus (lumpfish) is the source of this 1353-nucleotide messenger RNA. RefSeq names its product hemojuvelin BMP co-receptor (gene hjv). Gene Ontology annotation, molecular function: coreceptor activity. Gene Ontology annotation, biological process: BMP signaling pathway. Bases 1 to 1353 code for a protein of 450 amino acids. Gene Ontology annotation, cellular component: plasma membrane. The record is from RefSeq and is a predicted model, not a curated record. NCBI's taxonomy places the organism in Eukaryota, Metazoa, Chordata, Actinopteri, Perciformes, Cyclopteridae. The transcript is spliced from 4 exons.